AUGUUACCUCCAGAAUUCGCAGCAGACCAGGAACCGAUGGCUAAGGACAAAUGCUGUAGUGUGCUCUUUGAUAGCUCUUACAAAGCUGCCGAAAACGCUCAUGGUACUUUCUUUAUGCCGGGCCGCCAGUCGAACCACCCGGAAAAGGAGGAUUGUUCUUCGAAUUUCCAACCCCCAGCAAGUCCGGAAGAUUACAAUACGAUCUCAAAGGCAAAUGAACAGGCCGGAGGCCAUUUAAAACUUUGGCAGACGGUACUCAGCCAUGAAGACUCCAAGACAAGCUACAAGACGAGCUCGGCUGCGUUCAUUGGGGUACCGAAUGAGAAAGAGUUGAGAGACCAGUGGCACAACUACAUGAAAGCUGUUUCUUUGAGUCACGACGAUGCUUUCAUCAAGGCAGGGAUCUUACCGGACUACGCCAAGGACGAGAGCAAAGAUGUACCGGGUAUUAACCCCCCAGAAGAAGAAGAGGAGGAAGGAACUGCGCCCGCUAUCAACACCGUCGCAAAAGAUGACAUAUUAACUGGCAAAGAGAUUGUGUCUUAUGACAAAAGCAACCAACCCAGGGAGUCCCGAUUACUGAAGGAGGCCAAUAUCAAAAGCAAACUCAACGCAGCAAAGAAAGCCUACCUCAAAGCCGAGAAAGUGCACAAGAACCAUCGAAACCAGUACGAGAUCGUAUUCGGUGCAUUACGUGAUGUGGAAAAAGCGUAUCGGGACGCAGAAAAGCGCGCACUCGAUGCGAACGUUCUCAUAAUUCCGGACGAACUUAUCGAACCAGAUGUCAACCCAUGCCUGGAUCUUGAUGAGCUAGACGCGAUGCUGAUCUGUACCGAUGGCGAUAGGGAACGUAUUCAUAGAUGGCGCAACGUCGAAGCCGGUAUUCUCAGCCCGCCGUCUAUUCAUACGAUAGAUACGUAUUAUGAUGCUAGCUCCAGUGACGAUGAUGGCAGCACUGAGAGUAUUGUGAGCGCGCAAGAUCGUGGAAUACAUAGUAGAGAAAACGAUCAACCGUCGGUGCAGUCUGCCAAUCCAUAUGUCGACAUACACGCAGAUUCCCCAGCGGGUGAUGAACCCGAGCCUCGUCAUAUCGAUGGAAACACCACGGACGAAACGAUCCGAUUGAGCAAGCCCGUUACAAGUCAGAAAUCCGACGCGUCUACAGAAUUAGCGUCUACAAUAGAUGGCACAGCUUCCCCUGGAAUGGAAAAGCGUAAGUUCUGGGGCCAGGUACAAGUACAUGAUAGCUAUAGUGUUGUCAAUCCGGGGAUCAAACGACAAAAAUUCGAUACUUGGGUGCCGGAAUGCGCGAGGUGGAGGGCGAGGGAUUUACCAUUAAAAUAA
Molecule: messenger RNA, 1344 nt
Organism: Alternaria rosae
Lineage: Eukaryota; Fungi; Ascomycota; Dothideomycetes; Pleosporales; Pleosporaceae
Exons: 5
Coding region: 1-1344 (447 amino acids)
Source: RefSeq, a predicted model, not a curated record